UCAUGCCUCUCUUCCUUUCUUCACCACCCUUUCCGGUCAUGUGACUAAAUGGCUUGUUUGGGACCGCGCGUCUUUCGGUGUUGGCGCGUAUCUUUACAUUGCCACCAUUCCGUAGAGCCUCACACCUGACAACAGAGACACUUCACCGCUAAAGCUCUUCAAAGAAGUAGUAGAAAAUGUCCGACUGGACCAGACGACGGGAUGCUAACAACAGCGAAAUUGAAAAUAGGACCUAUGGCCCGUCGCGGUGGUCCAAUUGCAGGAAACGGGGCAUCGACGGAAGCCUGCGGGCCAACCGGGAGGGGCACGGGGCUGCCGGGGAUACCGACUGCAGCACCAAGCACUCCGACAAGAGGCAUGAUGGUUUCACAACUCCAGAGAGCACAGGCCCGGUGUCUCGCUGUAGCAAACAGGCUGACUGGGGCAGCCAGGUGGAGGAUGAUGAGAUGAGGAGGGGUGUACACAGAGACAUGCAGCGUUACAGGAGGCGGAUACUGGGUGCAGAGGUCACUCAGAGGGAGAGAAAGACCUCGUCUGGCUCUUCUGGGAGCUGUGACUCAAAAGAGGGAGACAACAUGGAGACUGAUGAGGCUGUGUUGCUACGGCGACAGAAACAAAUAAACUAUGGCAAGAACACACUGGCCUAUGACCGAUAUGUCAAUGAAGUUCCAAAACACAUGCGUCAGUCAGGUGUUCACCCAAAGACUCCCAAUAAGUUCAGGAAGUACAGCCGUCGCUCCUGGGACCAGCAGAUCAAACUGUGGAAAGUCAAACUGCACGCCUGGGACCCCCCAACAGAGGAUGGCCAAGACAAUGUCCUGGAUAACAUUGAGGAGCUGGGUCUUGGAGAUGUAAUGGACGUUGAGCUGGACUUCCCUAACUUACCAGACACCCAGAAUGCCUCAAUCACACACAGCCUUUCUCUUGACAAGGAAGACUGCUUAGGCACUCCAGUUAAAGUACAGAAGACUGAAAGUCCAGUUGAGCCUGAAAUGGCAUAGCUCAUCAUAGAAAAUACAUGUUCACCCACUUCUCCCUUCGACUCCCUCACUUCCCACAGCCCUCCAUGUUAAGCCAGAAGGACUCCAAGUACCUGGUACUGGUAAUCUGCUCGAAGCAAUGCUGCAACCACACUGUCCCCCAGGGGCGCCUCUGUUUGUACGGAAUGGUUCAACAUUGUCCAACAUACGUAGUGUUCUGCCUCCAGUCGUACUAGUGCUUCUUAAUCCAUAGGCUGGGAUCUUUUUACAGACUACUAAUCUGCUCAGGGAGUUGCAUGUUGAAUCAAGCUGUGGUCGGUAAAUGAUUUGGGAUUGAUGUUUGCUGAAACAAGUAGCACUGAUCUGUUGCCUGGAGGAGCAGACAUCCAACCUGUUCAUGUCCAUUAUGUACAAAUGUUAAAUUGCAUCCUGCUUAGAGUGACUGAACUCAAAUGCUUCUGUCACCUGUUUAAAGGAGAGGGGCAAACCAAAGCUAAAAUACUUUCCUAUUAAUUACUCUGACAGACCCCACCCUCUCCGCAAGUAUGUAUAAUUUUAAAUACCGAAAAGCAUUACACUUAUAUUGGGCUGUAAUUUGUUUUUAUAUUGGUAGUUUUAUAAUGCUAACUGCUGUGUUUAUUGUCGUUUCCUUCAUGUUGAGGACUUUCAAAUAAUAAAUAAAAAAAACUUGAAUGUUUCAGA
This is a messenger RNA of Pungitius pungitius (ninespine stickleback), 1682 nucleotides long. RefSeq names its product stem-loop histone mRNA binding protein (gene slbp). Lineage: Eukaryota; Metazoa; Chordata; Actinopteri; Perciformes; Gasterosteidae. Gene Ontology annotation, molecular function: histone pre-mRNA stem-loop binding; mRNA binding. Gene Ontology annotation, cellular component: cytoplasm; histone pre-mRNA 3'end processing complex. The record is from RefSeq and is a predicted model, not a curated record. Gene Ontology annotation, biological process: mRNA transport; mRNA 3'-end processing by stem-loop binding and cleavage. Bases 177 to 1001 code for a protein of 274 amino acids. The transcript has 8 exons.